This is a messenger RNA of Varanus komodoensis (Komodo dragon), 702 nucleotides long. It is a transcript of the gene KCNIP4, whose product is annotated as potassium voltage-gated channel interacting protein 4. Gene Ontology annotation, cellular component: voltage-gated potassium channel complex. The coding region runs from base 1 to 702 and encodes 233 amino acids. NCBI's taxonomy places the organism in Eukaryota, Metazoa, Chordata, Lepidosauria, Squamata, Varanidae. The transcript is spliced from 8 exons. The record is from RefSeq and is a predicted model, not a curated record. Gene Ontology annotation, molecular function: potassium channel regulator activity; calcium ion binding. Gene Ontology annotation, biological process: regulation of potassium ion transmembrane transport.
AUGUUGACUUUGGAGUGGGAGUCGGAGGGACUGCAAACAGUGGGUAUUGUGGUGAUUAUAUUUGCGUCUCUGAAGCUGCUCCAUUUGCUCGGACUGAUUGAUUUUUCAGAAGACAGUGUAGAAGAUGAAAUGGAAAUGGCCACUGUGCGGCAUCGACCUGAAGCCCUUGAACUUCUGGAAGCACAAAGCAGAUUCACAAAGAAAGAACUUCAGAUCUUGUACAGAGGGUUCAAAAAUGAAUGUCCCAGUGGGGUUGUUAAUGAAGAAACCUUCAAAGAAAUUUACUCCCAGUUCUUCCCACAGGGGGAUUCCACAACAUAUGCACAUUUUCUGUUCAAUGCAUUUGACACGGAUCACAAUGGAUGUGUGAGUUUCGAGGAUUUUGUUAUGGGUCUGUCAAUUUUGCUGCGGGGAACAGUGCAAGAAAAACUCAACUGGGCUUUUAAUUUGUAUGAUAUAAAUAAGGAUGGCUAUAUUACUAAAGAGGAAAUGCUGGAUAUUAUGAAAGCUAUAUAUGACAUGAUGGGAAAAUGCACAUAUCCAGUCCUCAAAGAGGAUGCUCCAAGACAACAUGUGGAAAAUUUUUUCCAGAAAAUGGACAAGAAUAAGGAUGGUGUAGUUACCAUAGAUGAAUUCAUUGAAAGCUGCCAAAAAGAUGAAAACAUAAUGCGUUCCAUGCAGCUCUUUGAGAAUGUGAUUUAA